Linum trigynum is the source of this 366-nucleotide messenger RNA. The record is from the annotation of a GenBank genome assembly. Lineage: Eukaryota; Viridiplantae; Streptophyta; Magnoliopsida; Malpighiales; Linaceae.
AUGAACAUUGUACGGCUUUGGAGGCCACCACCGAAGGCUUGGUGGAGAAGGCGGAUCAGCUUGAGGCAGCGAUCCAACACAUUCACCGUACGAGACCUCUCCAAAUGGGCGACGAGGAUAGAUGCGACCCUGGCGAUGAUCGUGGUGCUGCUGGAGAAGUUAAUGAUUCAGCGUGAGGGGAAAGAGAUCCUCGCAACUCUCGGCGGCAAGGAAAUAUCCAAGGGUAGCAGCAACGGCGUUCGAAAGACCGGAACAGAGCUUGGAGGCAAGCGCAAUGUGAUUGGAGGGAAGGGAGACGGUGGCGGGCAGCGAAUGGGGCCCGAGACGGACUCGAGUAGGCCUCGAGGCGGUGGCGGCGAUGGAUGA